Messenger RNA from Talaromyces atroroseus, 1584 nucleotides. RefSeq lists its product as hypothetical. The record is from RefSeq and is a predicted model, not a curated record. The transcript is spliced from 3 exons. Gene Ontology annotation, biological process: aldehyde metabolic process. Gene Ontology annotation, cellular component: cytoplasm. NCBI's taxonomy places the organism in Eukaryota, Fungi, Ascomycota, Eurotiomycetes, Eurotiales, Trichocomaceae. Bases 1 to 1584 code for a protein of 527 amino acids. Gene Ontology annotation, molecular function: aldehyde dehydrogenase (NAD+) activity.
AUGGUCGUCAACAACGAGAGCAUAAAAAUUCGCCCUCUCGAGUACAGCCCCGUAGAAACGAUCCAGCGCAAUGUGUCUGUUUUAAAGGACUCUUUCUAUAACUCCAAGACCCGACCGGCAGAGUUCCGAAAGCUGCAGUUGCGGAAGCUAUACUGGGCCAUUCGCGACAAUCAGGAUCGCAUUUUUGAAGCUCUAGCACGCGAUAUGGGGAGGCCUCAGUAUGAGGCCUAUGUAUCCGAAGUCGGAUGGUUACUAGGAGAGAUUCUAUUCAUCCUCAAGAAUCUGGACAAGUGGCUCAAAGACGAGCCUGCUCCGGAUGUCCCUUUGGUGUACAAAGCACUGGCCCCCAAGAUUAGGAAGGAUCCCUUGGGAACUGUUUUGGUUAUCGGUUCCUGCAACUACCCUUUUCUAUUAACCCUAGGGCCUGUGCUUGGUGCCAUCGCUGCUGGUAACACCGUUGUUCUGAAACCUAGUGAGCAACCUUCCAAUAGUGCUGUGUUGAUCCAGGAAAUCAUCGAGGCUGCCUUGGACCCUUCCUGCUAUACCACUGUCCAAGGCGCUAUCACUGAGAUGCAGGCUCUUUUGGCUGAGAAGUGGGACAAAAUCUUUUUCACGGGAAGUCAGACCGUUGGCCGCAUUGUAGCCAAGGCCGCUGCACCACACUUGACUCCAGUAGUACUGGAACUUGGAGGGCUGAACCCUGCGAUUGUAACUCGAAAUGCUGAUCUUCGUGUUGUAGCCCGUCGGCUACUCUGGGCCAAAACUCUCAAUGGUGGACAGACCUGCACGGCUCAGAACUACAUUCUAAUCGAGAAAUCUAUAUUGCCUCAAUUUGUUGAGGAAUUGAAGAGGUGCUACAAGUCUUUCUACCCUGAAGGCAGCAGCAAAGGAUCUGGAUAUACUCGCAUCAUCAAUGAGCGAGCUUUUCAGCGCUUGAAAACAAUUCUUGAUGAUAGUAGGGGCAAAAUCAUUUUUGGUGGCGCCGUAGAUGAAAAGGACCGAUAUAUUGAACAGACUUUUAUUCAAGUCGAUUCUCUAGAGGAUUCACUGAUUGUCAAUGAGGCCUUCGGUCCUCUUUGUGCUGUUGUCACUGUUGAAGAUGUUGACGAGGCUAUAGAAACUGCCCGAAAAGUGCAAGAUACCACGCUAGGGCUGUCUGUCUUCGGUAGCUCAGAAGAGCAUCAGAAGGUGAUGGCUGUCUUUCGCUCUGGUAGCGUCUCUCUGAACGAUGCCCAGCCACAUGUAAACACCCUUCCUUUUGGUGGUGUUGGUGAAAGUGGCACUGGCGCAUAUCGGGGCCGGUCUAGUUUUGACGUCUUCGUGCAUCGCCGACCAUACACCAACACCCCGGGAUGGAUGGACUAUUUGCUUGAUGGUCGCUAUCCUCCAUACACGUCUACCAAAAUGAGGAAGGUCAAUAUGGUGAUGGGUGGCAUUCCGGACUUUGACCGUGACGGCCGCCCAAGUCGAUUCGCAUGGUUAAAAUACAUUCUCGGAGGGACAUCAUGGUCGAUGGCCACACGCGUUGCUGUGACUGCAAUUGAUGAUCCAGCUCUCGCAAAUGGUGACUCGCAAGCCAAAUGA